AUGUCUCGAAUUCAUAUAUUGUCAGAUAUAGGUGAAGGUAAUAAACUUGGAGACUUACCAUCUAAUCGAUAUCCACCCAGCCAAACGGAACUUGAAAACCUGCUUAAUCAAGUAAAUUAUGAUCGAGAAAUUGCUAUAGAAUAUAAAGAGAAACUCACUAAGCAUACCUAUCAGCUUAUAGAUGAAGUAAAACGAUUGCGUUCAGAGUUAGAUACUCUAACAUCUCAGAUUACUCGCAAAGAUAUUUCUCUUAAAGAAUCUAAGAUUAAGAUAAAAGAUCUCCUGUCUAAGAUAAAAAUAUUGGAAAUGAAACUAUCUUCAACUCAGAAUAAAUCAAAGGAAAUUACAGCACUUCGGUCUAUGAAAAAAAUACUAGAAAAUAAGUUAGAAUCAGCUCAAAAGGAUGCAUUCUCAACUCAGGAAGAGAUAGUAAAAAAAGAAUCUGAGAUCAUAUUUCUUAAGUCUAAAUUAAUCAAUAUAAAGAAUGAACUAAUGAAUACAAAGGAUGAAUUAGCUUUAAAAAUUAAUGAAAUUGAGUGUUUAGGUGCUUUAUGUUCUGCUUCGCAGAAAACAAAGAAUAUAUUGGAUCCUGUAAUUAGGGGAGGUACAGAAAAAAAUACGCAGAGUGAGGAACAAAGUUUCAUAUCGAAUUCUGGAGACACAUCAGAGGAAUCAGAGAUUCGAGGCUAUGCCUUAUCUAAAAGUUUUGCAAAAUAUUUUAAAAGUAAAAAUGAGCUAGUAAUAAAAGAAAAUGAAACAUUACCAAUUAUCACAAAUAAGCAGAAUCCAGAGUCAUUGAUUCAAGAUAUUACAAUAGAAGGAGCAGUAUGCGCUAGUGAGGCUUUAGUUAAUGAUAAUAAUAUUUUUCAUCAAACCCCACCUUCUUGUUCUUUAAACUCGAAGCCAGAUUAUACUCAUUAUAUGACUGCCUCUGGCAAUUUGUUUUCUAAAAUAUAUAAACCAACUAUGAAUGAACAAAUUAUGGAUUUCCAAUCCAUUAUACAAAAAAACCGAAAAAAAGAACUUCCAUCUAUGAAACUAUUUCUUAUGGAUAUAGACGAAGCUAAUAAACAUGUUGCAUCUCGUUGUCAAUCUCAUCCAGCUAGUCCAACAUGGCCCUUUAGAAUGAUAGUUACAGGAAAAAGUGGAUCAGGUAAGACUAAUAUCUUAACAAAUCUUUUUCUCGAUGAUAAAGCUGAAUACAUAUAUAAAGAAAAAAAAGGUGGUAGGAGAUAUAUUUCUUGUGAUAAUUUAAUAGUUUGUGGUUAUCAUCCUGAUGAGCCAAAAUGGGCAUUUGUUAGAUAUAUGUAUAGCAUAAUUUCAAAAGACCCGAAAGCACCUUACUAUGAAAAUAUACGAUUUAGCUAUAUAUCAUCAGAAACAAUCCCUAGUAUAAAAGCAUUUUCAUCUGAAUGA
This is a messenger RNA of Cetraspora pellucida, 1416 nucleotides long. The record is from the annotation of a GenBank genome assembly. Lineage: Eukaryota; Fungi; Glomeromycota; Glomeromycetes; Diversisporales; Gigasporaceae.